Messenger RNA from Pundamilia nyererei, 1241 nucleotides. RefSeq names its product putative protein TPRXL. Bases 204 to 863 code for a protein of 219 amino acids. NCBI's taxonomy places the organism in Eukaryota, Metazoa, Chordata, Actinopteri, Cichliformes, Cichlidae. The record is from RefSeq and is a predicted model, not a curated record. The transcript has 6 exons.
AUGGCACAGCAGUUCAUAGGAAACAGCCAGUUAUUUCAGUACUUUCAAGACCUUAACGGUCAUAACAAAGUGAAACUCAGGGCACACUGUCUGGUGAAGUCACAGAAGGAAAAGAGAAAGAAAAUGUAUCACCAUCAUCUGUGGGAGAAAAGACCACUGAGAAGGUCACACUUCCAGGUGCUGUAAAUAUACUGACACGGGUGAUGCGCCUGGCUCAACGGCACCUUUUGGACCCAAUGGGGCGACAGCGGGUCGACAAAAAGAGUUCACAAACACAGGCAGCACCCAGACAGCAGAGUCCUGCAACUGGACGCUUCUGCGCGAGUCGGACUUCGGCUUCAUUAACACAAGCGCAGAUUCGAUCCAGGAGGCGAACGCAGCAGAGAGGCGUCACGAAUCAGCCAGUAGUGGAGGAGAGCAGUGACGAUGUUACUGUGGGAGAUGCAGAAGAUUGCGAAAAAACUGAAGGGUCAGAGCAAACUUUAAAGAGGUCAGGUACAGGACCUGUUUGCAAGGUGGUUCACGGUCGGAGCAAUCACAGCAGAGUCAAGUCUUUCCGUCUUCUUCGAAGCGUCAAGAGCCCAGUUAAGCAGGCCCCUCCCCCCUCUUCCUCCACUGUUCCCGCUUCAUCCUCCACUGUUCCCGCUUCAUCCUCCACUGUUCCCGCUUCAUCCUCCACUGUUCCCGCUUCAUCCUCCACUCUUCCAUCUACCCAUAGUCCACCUUCUACUCUUCAGCCCUCCAGUGUUCCUAAAAGUGGGGAGCAGAACGACUCGCCCAGGACAGCUCUCAUCAAGGAGUUGUCAUCCAGACAGCAGAACAGCUUCCCGUUCAGGAAGGCCAAAGAGUCUAAGCUGAUCUGACACUGAAGGAAGAAGAAAAGAUGUGAUGGAACAAGGGAGGAAUACAGUGCUUAAACCUUACUAUGUAGUUUGGUUUGGGAUCUGGAAUAGUUGGUAAAGGAUGUGUGAUUAAGUUGCACCUCAAACACGCCCAGAUCAUCUGAGGUCAAUCUGAUUUUAUAGUUUGUGCUGAGCUGUAUAGCCAAUCUCAGAUCAGCCGCAGUGUGAAACCUGCUAACUGUUUUAUGUAGUUUGAUUGUGUAACUGAAAUUUUAUUGUGUGCUUAUUUUCUGUCUACUGGUGCAAUGUAUUUCUUCUAGUUGAAUCAUAAAUGCUUAACACUGACAUUUUAUUCCCUUUAGCAGCUGACACUAAUAAAUUAUGAUAUUGUUUUUGAAA